This is a messenger RNA of Acanthamoeba castellanii str. Neff, 939 nucleotides long. Its product is annotated as aminotransferase class IV, putative. Lineage: Eukaryota; Discosea; Longamoebia; Acanthamoebidae. The transcript has 6 exons. The record is from RefSeq and is a predicted model, not a curated record. Bases 1 to 939 code for a protein of 312 amino acids. Gene Ontology annotation, molecular function: catalytic activity.
AUGGAAGGCACGCCACCCGCGCCACUGCCACCUAGGGUGGUCAUGCGCAAUGGGCGCGAGGACGACCAGCUGCAGGGCAUCACCACCAAGCAGUUCCUCGAGCUCUACUCCGUGGCCACGUACACCACCGCGAGGACCGUGGACCGCGUGAGCAUCUUCGACUUUGACGCACACAUCAGCCGUCUGGCCAAGCUGAGCGAGCGGGCGCCGAUCGCGAUGUCCGACGAGCGGAUGAGAGACCUGGUGCUCCCCACCCUCCGCCGGGCGAUGUCGGCCUUCCUGGCCCGCUUCCCCGACCACGAGCGCGACGAGCUGCGCAUCUACUUCCUCGCCGCACCCAGCCCGGCGCCGGGCGCCGGCGAGCAGGGCUCGGACGUGGACGUGCUGAUCUACGUGCAGGCGCUGCCGGUCAAGCAGAGGGGCGAGCUGGUCACCGCCGCUCUGCGACCCGCUCCCCGCCGAGCCGAUCCCCACGUGAAGGACGUCAAAUGGAACAUGGCGCGCAAGGUCUACGAGGCGCUGCAGGCCAAGGACGAAGAGGAGGUGGUCAUGUACGAUGAAGACGGGUUGGUCACCGAAGGCCUCUCGAGCAACGUCUUUGUCAUCGCCGAGGACACGGUGCGCACGGCGCCCACGGACGUGGUGCUGGCGGGCACGUUCCGUUCGCUGGUGCUCGAAGUGUGCGCGGAGAACCACAUCCCCAUCUCCCUCCACUGCCCGCAGAUCUCCACCAUCGAUCGCUGGCAGUCCAUCUUCAUCACCAGCACGACACGAGCGGUGAUGGGCGUGGGCACACUGCGGUACUACGUGCGGGACUCGGUGUCCGACCCGGCCGACGCGCGGGUGCUGCGCUUCGAGCCGACGCCGCUCCUCACCCGCCUGAUGGACCUCGUCGCCGAACGAAUGAAGGAGAGGGCCACCACCAUCCUCCACCUCUAA